CGGGGCGCUGAGGCACGCGGCGCUGCGCGUCGGUCAAUCGGACCAAUCGCGCGUCUCUUCCGCUUCCCCUGCGGCCCCGCCCCCCAGGGCAGCGCGCGUUUUCCGCGCUCUGGGAGGUGGAGGAGGGAGGGUCAGUUCGCUGCUCAAACGACACAGACGGGCGUACACUUACCUGCGCUCCUGUUCCUUGUUCCUCAGGCCCCGUGGUCAUUGGUUCUAGUCACACAGCUUUAUAGGGCUCAAGAGGUAAGCCAAGAUUGCGUUUUCAAGAUGGAAAGCCCAUCCGACCCAGCCGUGGUUUCACCUAGCACUCCGCAGGCCUGUGCCAGUCCACCAUCUCCCCGCCCAAGUAGUUCAAGAAAACAACCGAUGAGUGCAACACUUAGAGAACGACUAAGGAAAACUAGAUUUUCAUUUAAUUCCUGUUACAGUGCGGUAAAACGUCUUAAAGUAGAGAAUGAAGAAAACGAUCAGACUUUUCCUGAGGAACCUUCAAUAGAGGAAAACUGUUUGGAUUUUCAAGAAAAUUUUAAACACAUAGACAGUCCAUUCAAAGAAAGUACAUGUUUGAAAAAUACCUUCAAGAGUAUCAGUGCUUGUGAAUCUAAGUCUCUUGAUACUGAGUCACGCAGUGAUCUCCAGAGUGACUUUGUGAAUGAGGAUCUUUCCAAACAAGGAUUAAGUGAAGAAAGAGCAAAAUUGGUGAAGCAGAUUGAGGAGAAAGAAGAUCUUCUUCGGAGGCUAAAACUGGUCAAAAUGUAUAGAUCAAAGAAUGACCUGUCUCAGUUACAGUUGUUAAUACAGAAGUGGAGAAGCUGUAGCCAGCUGUUGCUUUAUGAGUUGCAGUCAGCUAUGUCUGAGGAAAACAAGAAACUCAGCCUUACUCAGUUGAUAGACCACUGUGGGUUAGAUGAUAAACUGCUACACUACAACAGAAAUGAAGAAGAAUUUAUGGGUGUUUAAUUCAUAAUUUUUUUCUCUGGAAUAUUUUUGAGAAUGACAAAUUUACUUAACACAUCUUAAAAGGAAGGUAGAAACCAUUAGGGCUUAGAGAAAGGUGUCUUGAUGAAUGUCAGUUUAGGGCACUCUGCAAUGUAAAGUAAGUUCUAAAAUGAAAAUUUAGUAUUUUGAAUAAAUUUGCCAGAGAAAACUUGACAUUUAAAGAAAUGUGAAAAAAAAUUAAAUCAUGUUUACAAAGUAAUUGGGUCAUUUCUGGAGGUCAAUUUUAAUACGUUUUGUUUAUUGUGGUAAAAAAAGUUUUAGAGUUUUAUUUUAAAUGUUAAAAAUUAGUUCAGUCUGGUGAAUGUCUAAACCUAAAGUUGUCUAAAAAUGCUGGCCUGUCUCCUCUAAGUUUAUGACCCUUGUUUCUAUCCAUUUACCCCACAUUUCCAUCUGAAUGGUGUAGCAGGUAAUUAAACUUAUUUAUAUGUCCAAAA
Molecule: messenger RNA, 1436 nt
Organism: Canis lupus familiaris (dog)
Lineage: Eukaryota; Metazoa; Chordata; Mammalia; Carnivora; Canidae
Gene: SFR1
Product: SWI5 dependent homologous recombination repair protein 1
Exons: 5
Coding region: 271-963 (230 amino acids)
Biological process (GO): positive regulation of DNA-templated transcription; double-strand break repair via homologous recombination
Cellular component (GO): Swi5-Sfr1 complex
Source: RefSeq, a predicted model, not a curated record